AUGGCGAGAAGUGUGAGUUCAGUUGUCGAGAUGAUUGAGUAUGUGUAUGCCCAUGAGCCGAAGAGGCAGUUGGGCACCCUACAAAGGCCUGAAGGGAAGAACUUUGAACUGCCAUGCUCAACCAUCGAACGCAACCCAGAGAAAAGGACAGUGGCCUGCAAACCCUGGAGGGACUGGCUCGACUGGCUCGUUCCCCCAAGUGCCUCUGUCAUCAAGGGUGGUGAGGGAGAGAGUGCACGAGGAUGGGACAGAAAAAAGGUGCCCUCCAUGCCUGUGCCUGGUAGCGUAUUGGCAGACUACACAAUAAGCGCAACAUCCUACAACCUUGAUUUUUCAUCAGCAAACGCAGAUCUUUCCAGCUCACUACAGGCACAAGGAAUAAUUUUACCUGCAGAUGCGUUUGCUCAAAGUGCAUAUGACUGUCUGAAUGAAGAACUUGGAAUUGGAAAUAUAACCAAUGAGACCAAUGGAUUCUGUCCGACUGGCACAAAAGGCAUCAUCAUUUACAGAUGUGAUUCAAAUGGCUGGACAGCAAUAGAUGAAAACUGUAUACUUGCGGUUAUCAGUGAUUUACUUAACCUAAUUCAGACCUUGCCAGUGGAACAGAUUCAAGAAUUCAUGGCUAACCUUAGUUUCGCAGCAGAGCAGAAUAAUAUUAAUAUAACUCAGUCUGCUCCUAUUGUGCGAGUGAUUGUGGAUAUACUCUUUAAAAUUGCUGAUCUGGUAAAAGCAAUCUUCAUUGGUCAGCCAGUGAUGAAGAGUUUCCUAAAAAUAGUAGACAUUGCUUUAUCAAAUGAUGCCAUUGGGACAUGGAAAAAACUGAUCAAUGGCAACACCACGGCAAACACCAACAUUAAACUUCUGAACGCCAUCGAGAAUAUAAGUGAACGUCUCAUAAACAUGUUUCAAAUUAAUCAAACAUACAUUCAGCUGAUCAGAACUAUAGUAAGUAACUCAUUCAGUGUAACAUCAACAUUGCCAAACUCAACUACUGAGAUUGUGAUACCACAGCUUCCUGAGAUGACCACAGCAACCAUCCUAAUCUUCACAACUCUUAACAAUAUCCUUCCAACCCGUAAAAUUUCGAAUUAUAACAGCAGCACGGAAUCAGAUCAACGUAUUAAUGGUGACGUGGUUGUUGUUAAAGCUGAUAAAACAGUUAACAACAUAUCUUUUGUGUUCAACAUUACUAAUCAAUCUUUGGGAAAUCCUCAGUGUGUCUUUUGGAACUUUGACUUUGACGCAUGGGAUUCCACUGGAUGUGAAGUAAAGCAAGUAGGAAAUGACUCUGGCAUAAUUACAUGUGAAUGCAACCACACAACCUUUUUUUCAAUUCUAAUGUCACCAUUUGACAUUGACAGAAAAGUCUUAGCCUAUAUAACUUACAUUGGAGUAUCUAUUUCAAUGGCCAGCUUGAUUUUAUGCCUCAUUAUUGAAGCUAUCGUUUGGAAAUCAGUGACAUCAACCAGAGGUGUCAGAAAUGUCACCUCCUAUAUUCGACAUGUCUGCUUAGUCAACAUUGCCCUGUCAUUACUGAUAGCAAACAUCUGUUUCUUCAUUGAAGCUGCAAUCUCAGAUGAAGACAUGCCAAUCCAUGCGAAUCGCUGCAGUCCAGUGGUUUUCUUUAUGCACUUUUUUUACCUGGCUCUUUUCUUCUGGAUGUUAAUUUCAGGGAUGCUUCUCUUUUACAUGACAGUCAUGGUAUUUUCCAGAAUGUCAUUUAUCAUAAUGAUGAUCAUUGCCUUCACAGUUGGUUACGGUGCACCUUUGCUCAUAGCGGCCAUUACUGUUGCGUCGACAACUGGUUCUCAGGAAUAUGUUUCCAAACAAGCAUGCUGGCUGAACUGGGAUGAAUCUAGGGCUCUGCUGGCAUUUGUGAUUCCAGCUCUCGCUAUUGUAGCCAUAAACCUUGUGGUUUUGGUUGUGGUUCUGUACAAGAUGUUGAGAAGAGGAGUUGGUGCCGCAACUCAACCAGAUGAGAAACAAACAUUCUUUGUCGCUGUCCGAUGUGUGGCCCUUUUGACUCCUCUUUUUGGUCUAACAUGGGGAGUUGGAAUUGGAACCAUGGUGUCACGUAAAUUAAGCGUUCAUGUGGUGUUCACCUUCCUCAAUUCAUUCCAGGUUCGAGCGUCACUACGAGGAAAACUGCUACUAGAGAAAAUCACUUCCCGUUUUACCAAGAGCACCAGUGGAGGAGCAUCAUCUUCAGCUAGACAAGAGACACCACAGAUGAAUGUGAACAAUGUGUCUGGUUCUAACAAUUCCUCCAGACUUACUUCAGAGGGCACCAAUGGCUCAUUUUCAGAUGUAGACACCCAGUUGUAG
Molecule: messenger RNA, 2325 nt
Organism: Danio rerio (zebrafish)
Lineage: Eukaryota; Metazoa; Chordata; Actinopteri; Cypriniformes; Danionidae
Source: RefSeq, a predicted model, not a curated record